Molecule: messenger RNA, 795 nt
Organism: Stylonychia lemnae
Lineage: Eukaryota; Ciliophora; Spirotrichea; Sporadotrichida; Oxytrichidae
Source: the annotation of a GenBank genome assembly
AUGACAAUCGAGGAGUUGGAAAGCGAAUAAGAACCCAUUACAUCCAGACUUGAAGCAGAGGCUGCAUUAAGAAAAGUAGGGGUUCAUACAUUAGGCAAAGGAGCAGGUGAAAUAAUGCUUUUGGCUGCUGCUCAUGGUUUGAUUAACGUUAUAAAGCACUUUGAAGGCCCAAACAAUCCUCUCACUUAUAAAAAUAACUUUGGAGAUACUCUGCUUCACUUCGCUAGCAAGGGAGGCCAGGCUAAGAUGGCAUUAUAUUUGCUUCACAAAGGAAUCCACCCAAUGGUUUAAAAUAAGUUCAAUGAAACCCCUAUUUUCUUAGCGGCUGAGGCAGGCCAUGUUGAUGUUGUCAAUAUUUUGGCCAAAGAUUAAAGAACAAACCUUGAGCACCAAGAUAAAUUUGGAGAUACAGUAUUGCAUUUCGCUGCAAGGGAUGGCCAGUUAGAGAUAUGUGACUUUUUAAUGAAGAAAAACAAGAAAAUUGCAAGGAUAAAGAACUAAGAGGGUAAGACUCCUCUGACUUAUGCACUCGACAAUGCUCAGAGUGCAGUUGCUCAGUGUCUCAGAAAUUAUGAUGCUUAAGCGACAUAUGGCGAUCGAUAGGCUAUGAUUUAAGAAUUAGCAAUAAAAAUGAUGAAUGAAUUCCCUGAUUACAAGAAGAGCAUAUUCAAGCAUGCUCCAUCAAAGAUUACUCUUUUUGGAAAGAAACAAAACAGAGAUGAAUUGAUAGCUGAGCAGAACAGACUCAAAUAAGUAGCAGAUAAUAUGAGAAGAAUAAGAGAAGAAAAUCAAUGA